Mucor velutinosus is the source of this 1317-nucleotide messenger RNA. RefSeq lists its product as uncharacterized. Gene Ontology annotation, cellular component: phosphopyruvate hydratase complex. The transcript is spliced from 3 exons. Bases 1 to 1317 code for a protein of 438 amino acids. Gene Ontology annotation, biological process: glycolytic process. Gene Ontology annotation, molecular function: magnesium ion binding; phosphopyruvate hydratase activity. NCBI's taxonomy places the organism in Eukaryota, Fungi, Mucoromycota, Mucoromycetes, Mucorales, Mucoraceae. The record is from RefSeq and is a predicted model, not a curated record.
AUGUCUACUGUUUCCAAGGUCUUUGCUCGUCAAAUUUUCGACUCCCGUGGUAACCCCACUGUUGAGGUUGAGGUCACUACCCCUAAGGGUGUCUUCCGUGCUGCUGUCCCCUCCGGUGCUUCCACUGGUAUUCACGAAGCUGUUGAGCUCCGUGAUGGUGACAAGUCUGCCUACAUGGGAAAGGGUGUCCUCAAGGCUGUUGCCAAUGUUAACGAUGUCAUUGGCCCUAAGCUCAUUGAUGCCAAGAUCCCCGUUACCGAACAAAAGACUAUUGAUGAGUUUCUCAUCAAGCUCGAUGGUACCCCCAACAAGGGUAAGCUCGGUGCUAACGCCAUCCUCGGUGUCUCUCUCGCUGUUGCCAAGGCUGCUGCUGGUGAUAAGGGUGUCCCUCUCUACGUUCACUUUGCUGAUCUCUCUGGUUCCAAGAAGCCUUUCGUUCUCCCCGUUCCUGCUUUCAACGUUAUUAACGGUGGUUCUCAUGCCGGUAACAAGCUCGCCAUGCAAGAAUUCAUGAUUCUCCCCACUGGUGCCAAGUCCUUCAAGGAAGCUAUGAAGAUUGGUUCCGAAGUCUACCACAACCUCCAAUCUGUCAUCAAGGCCAAGUACGGUCUCGAUGCUACCAACGUUGGUGAUGAAGGUGGUUUCGCCCCCAACAUUCAAAAGAACGAAGAAGGUCUUGAACUUUUGGUCCAAGCUAUUGAAAAGGCUGGUUAUACUGGUAAGGUCAAGAUUGGUAUGGAUUGUGCCGCCUCCGAAUUCUACAAGGAUGGCAAGUACGAUCUUGAUUUCAAGAACCCUGACUCUGACAAGUCCAAGUGGAUCGACGGUAAGGAGCUCACUGCUCUCUACAACUCUUUCGCCGAAAAGUAUCCUAUUGUUUCCAUUGAAGAUGCUUUCGAUCAAGAUGAUUGGGCUGCUUGGGCUCACUUGAACGCCGAAUCUGAAUUCCAACUUGUUGGUGAUGAUCUUUUGGUUACUAACCCCAAGCGUAUUGUCACUGCCAUUGAGAAGAAGGCCUGUAACGCUCUCUUGUUGAAGGUCAACCAAAUUGGUACCGUUACCGAAUCUAUUCAAGCUGCUCUUGACUCUCAAGCUGCCGGUUGGGGUGUCAUGGUCUCUCACCGUUCCGGUGAAACUGAGGAUACCACCAUUGCUGAUCUCGUUGUCGGUCUCCGUACUGGUCAAAUCAAGACUGGUGCUCCUUGCCGUUCCGAGCGUCUUGCCAAGUAUAACCAACUUCUUCGUAUUGAAGAAGAACUCGGUGAGGGUAACUCCAUCUACGCUGGUGAGAACUUCCGUACCGCUCAUCUUUUGUAA